Messenger RNA from Zeugodacus cucurbitae (melon fly), 384 nucleotides. RefSeq lists its product as uncharacterized. Bases 1 to 384 code for a protein of 127 amino acids. The transcript is spliced from 2 exons. The record is from RefSeq and is a predicted model, not a curated record. Lineage: Eukaryota; Metazoa; Arthropoda; Insecta; Diptera; Tephritidae.
AUGCAUCCAGAUAUUGGAAACGAGCUGUACUUAAAACUUGACAAGUUUUAUAAAGUAAUCCUCCCUGUCUUAAAUGCGGAAGUAAAAGACCAAGCCAGCCGAGAGUUACUACUUUCGAAACUCCUUUACAAAGAUUUAUCAAAUGAUUCUAAAUAUUGCAUUGUGUUGUUACUGCUCCAUGCGGUUCUUCAACCACAGCGUCGGAGUAAAACCCACAAACCAACGAUUGGUGACGCUCAAUCAGAGUUUAUAAUACUAGCAACUACACCAAAUGAUAUAUUACCAAAGAUUUCGUCCAAAAUUGAGCAAUACGCGAUUGAAAAACAGCAUUUGCAGCCUUACAUCAUUGCAGUAGGUGAGGACUAUACAAGUAUAUCAGAAUAG